Messenger RNA from Auanema sp. JU1783, 588 nucleotides. Lineage: Eukaryota; Metazoa; Nematoda; Chromadorea; Rhabditida; Rhabditidae. The record is from the annotation of a GenBank genome assembly.
AUGUCGUGUAGUUGUUCUGCCGCAGCAUUUAUUCAACAGUAUGCACAAACAGCUAUCGAUCGCAGAACGCAUGUGCCAGUUUUAUCAUGGAAAACAACUUUUUUCAUUCAGUUCCCAGAACAUUUCACUACUCUAGCCAAAAAUGUAAAAGAUUCGCCAUGUGCAUCAUGUGGAAAGUUAAACUACGCACCUAUACUUUGUAUCAUCUGUGGCCAAUGUAUUUGCGAGAAACAUUUAAUGAAUCCGGAAGUUCAAACCUUCAAUGUAGAUUUCAGAACUCGAGAUCAUAGAUGUCAAGCUGGCUAUGGAGCUUUUCUUAGUCUCCAAACGGCUGACCUAAUUGUUACAACAAGCGGGCAUGGUGCAGUAUAUGGUAAACUGUAUGUGAACGAAUAUGGCGAAGAAACGCCCGUUGUCUGUUCAGAGCUCUAUUUUGUGGAGCAACGUUUGCGUAACUUCGAAGAGGAUUUCGUUCUAUGUCACUAUAUCAGCAAAUCGUUCCUUGUGAGGGAUUAUUUUGUUGCAGCUCUGCAAACUACUAGGAUAACACCCUCAAAACUAUCUCAAUACAUUACUUCUAUUUUUUGA